UUGUCGCCGCUCGCUCACGGUCACAUCACAGGCUCACAGCGCAGCACCCCAAGCUCGCUACUCCCUUCGACUCGAAGAAAAAAAAAACUCACUCCCCUGCCGACCAAACCCUAACCACCGACCCCCACCCUCUCCACCCCGGCGGCGGCCGAACGGCUGCCCGCCAUGUCCUCGCCGGCGCCGCCAAUUGCCCGGGCCAUGGCCUCGCCGACGCCGCCAGACGCCGACUGUCCGACACAGUCCUCGCUCCUGGCCCUUCCGGAUGUGAACCUGGAGGAUAUAUUCCUCUGCCUGCCCACACCGGCGGCGCUCGCCCGUGCCUCCCUCGCCUGCGCCGCCUUCCGCCGCAUCAUCACCGAGCGCUCUUUCCUCCGCCGCUUCCGCAAACUCCACCCGCCUCCCCUCCUCGGCAUCAUCGACGACGAAGGUGUCUUCGCGCCCACCGAGGCGCCCCACCCUUCCGCCCCGCUCUCCCGUGCUCUUGUCCAAGGGGCUGAUUUCACCUACUCCUUCGUCCCAAAGCCACUCGGUAAAAAUCACACAAUCUGGUCUCCCUGCGACGUCCGCGACGGCCGCGUACUCCUCGAGCACCGCCGGUUCGGAGCUGACACUUUCUUCACAGACCUGGCGGUGUGCAACCCCUUGUCGCGGAGGUACCUGCUGCUCCCACCCAUUCCUGAGGAUAUGACCAUCGAGCAAGAGCGCCUCUAUGAAUUGCGGCAUUUCCUCAUUCCCGUUCGCGAGGAUGAAGAUGAGACGUCGCUCAAGGUGAUCUGUCUGGCAUACUACAGAAGCAAGUUGGUCACAUUCAUCUUCUCUUCUGUCACCGGACAAUGGUGUAUAGCUGCGUCUACCAGCUGGAGUUCUUUGGGCGUAGUUGACCCCUUCAGGAGAUUGUUCUCCUGUUUUAACUACUUUCGCGGCUGCUUCUACUGGUCCUUGGAUUGGGAGCACAAGCUGCUUGUGCUGGACACACACAGGAUGGAGUUUUUCACUCUCAGUAUUCAUCAUCCUGCCUACUAUAUGAAGUUUAUAGGUCAGCCUGAACACAUCUGAUGCAUGCCUACUGUUGUCGAGGGUAGAAAAGGAGCCUUUGAGGUCUUUAAUCUCGUCGGUGAUCCUUUUAAAUCUCACUCGUUUGAUCUCAUCGGUGGUCGUUACGAUCUUACCCCAUUUUACAUCUAUCAUACCUUUCAACAAAAGGGAGAAUCUUCCAGUGAAUGGCAGCUGUUAAAUGUUAUGGAGUUGCCUCGCGGAUAUUGUUACUAUACUGUGGGUGCUGCUGAGGGGUUCUUAUUCCUUGGAGGGAUUGGAAAAACUCAGCCAGAGGGGUUGCCGGAUGAUUGGAGUGCAGAUGUUUUCUCAUUGGAGGUCAAGACUUCUCAACUUAAGAAGGUCUGUAGAGCAACAAACGCCACUGUCUUUUGUUUUCAAUCGUACUUCGGCUUGCCACCAUCAUUGUCAACACCGAGUCUAUGAACUACAAAGCGGGAUGAGCUCACUUCGUUUUUGGAGGCUUUUAUUUGGGCCAUGCUUCUGGUGCCUUCGUGGAGAAUUGAAGGAUGGUCAAGAUGGUGCUGUGGACAUGCUGGCUGGUUGUGCCAUACUAUUUAUCAAAAAAUAGUAACCUGUUAAGCGUAUUUAAGCAGACACUUUCUAUAGCACUAAUGUCCAAGAAACAUACUGUUGUACCGGGAGAGUGGUCAUUACCAAUUGUGGUGGCUUUGUCUAGCAAUAAUUUAUCAGACACUCUUGUUGUGCUGGGAGAAUCACCGCUUGUUGUUGUACUUAAUCUGCUCAACAAGUUAUGCCCUAGGGCAUUUGGCCUGCUGUAUGCUUUUUUUUUUCCUUGGGCUGGUUGCCCACUUAGCCCUCUGCUGAUUCAACAUCCUGAAACAGCUAGUAGUUAUGUGUAGCCCACUUCGCUUUCGGAGUCUCUUAUUGGAGGAUGGUAUAAUGUGUCAAGUGUGUGUAGUGAUGAUCUAUUUAGCGCUAUGAUCUUCUGAAAUUUCCUCUUUUGUAUACUCACUAAUUACAUGAAUUAAUUAGAUCUUGUCUUUGAGCGUCGUGGUUGCCCUUUUUAUGCUAUAACCUCACCGACUGUUUUUCACAUCCUUACCUCGAGUUUUCCUCGUCAUCUUCCUUGCUUGUUCCUGUCCCUAACUAAAGUGAAGCCUUAGCUAAGCAUGGCAUGCUCUAAACAAGGUCACUUUCUAUAGCAACUAAUAUGUAAGUGACAUUUUGUUGUUUGUACUGGGAGAUUGACCAAUUGUGGUGACUCUGUCUAGCAAUAAUAUGUUAGGCGUUACUUAUGUUCCUUCUGGCUGGCUUUGGAACCUCUUUGUUCCUUGUGGUCGGCAUUACUUUUGUGUGAUCUUACCCUGUUUUACAUCUAUCAUACCUUUGAACAAAUGGGUGAACCUUCCAUUUGUUUAUGGGGCGCAGGUUACCUCACAGGUAUUGCUUUUUAACUGUGGGUGCAGCAGAGGGAUUCUUUUUGCUCGGGGAUUCAAGAAACUCAGUGGAAUAAAAAUGCACCAGAGCAGAGGGGUUGCUUGAUGAUCGGGGUGCAGAUGUUUUUUCACUGGAGGUCAAGACUUCUGAACUUAAGAAGGAAUGCAUUGCUGCCUGUUUUCGGUUGUACUUUAGCUUCACACCAUCAUAGUCAAAACCAAGUCUAUGAACUACAAAGCGGUGAGAUUGUUGUCAUUGUAUUUCUUAUUUUGUUGGGGGUUCUUUCCUGUGCAGUGGGAAGUGGCAGACUUAUGUAGUUUGUUUUGAUGAAUUAUUAUGGUGCUUUGCUGUCUUAAUUUGUAACAUAGAAAGUUAAUCGCUCUA
Messenger RNA from Aegilops tauschii subsp. strangulata, 2838 nucleotides. RefSeq lists its product as uncharacterized. Gene Ontology annotation, molecular function: protein binding. Lineage: Eukaryota; Viridiplantae; Streptophyta; Magnoliopsida; Poales; Poaceae. The record is from RefSeq and is a predicted model, not a curated record.